AAAUUCGUUGAACAUCUUUGGUCCUAAAGCAAGAACAAAGAUGGGUUUGAGCCGUUUUGCGAUCACAAAUGCAACAAAACAGAUAUUGAAGCUAAACAGAAACCGAACAUCAUCAUCAUCGGAUCAUGUCCCUAAAGGGCAUAUGGCAGUGUACGUUGGCGAACAGAUUGAGAAGGAGAAGAAGAGAUUUGUGGUUCCAAUUACGUUUCUGAAUGAUCCUUCCUUCAGAGAAUUCCUUAGUCGAGCAGAGGAAGAGUUUGGAUUCAAUCAUCCAAUGGGUGGCUUGACCAUUCCAUGUAGAGAAGAAGUGUUUAUUGAUCUCAUCGCCUCUCGGUUUCAAUAAGUGAAGUUUGAUUCAUUUUAGUAGAAUUGUAUUUAUAGAGAUCUUACAAAUUCGUUCUUGAGAUAGAGGAUGUAUCUUUCGUUUCUUUUUCCCAUGUAUUAUUAUGUUUUUGUUGAACAUGGAGAAUCAGAAAAAAAAUUAUGUAAGUCUAUAGUCUUAAGUUCUUA
Molecule: messenger RNA, 510 nt
Organism: Eruca vesicaria subsp. sativa (arugula)
Lineage: Eukaryota; Viridiplantae; Streptophyta; Magnoliopsida; Brassicales; Brassicaceae
Source: the annotation of a GenBank genome assembly